Messenger RNA from Prorocentrum cordatum, 1216 nucleotides. NCBI's taxonomy places the organism in Eukaryota, Dinophyceae, Prorocentrales, Prorocentraceae. The record is from the annotation of a GenBank genome assembly.
CCUCUUCCCCCUCCUCCCGAGCGGCCGAGCCGCAGCCGCCCUGCCCGCGAUGGCCCCCUCGCGCGCGGCGGCGGGGGCGCUGCUGCUGCUGGACGCCGCGCAGCACGCGACGGCCACCACGGAGUUCGAUUGCGACUUCGCGGCGACGACGAAGUGGGAGGCGGUCUGGACGGAGGCCGAGAAGAUGUGGUGCUGCGAGAACUUGGGCAAGGGCCUAAAGGGCUGCGAGGUGAAGCAGGAGUCCUUCGACUGCGACGCAGGCCUGCCCAAGUGGAAGACGGGCUGGUCGGAGGAGAAGAAGGAGUGGUGCUGCAAGAACAAGAAGAAGGGUUGCGAGGAUGACCCCUUCGACUGCGAUGCAGGCUUGCCCAAGUGGAAGACGGGCUGGUCGGAGGAGAAGAAGGAGUGGUGCUGCAAGAACAAGAAGAAGGGUUGCGAGGAUGACCCCUUCGAUUGCGACGCUGGCUUGCCCAAGUGGAAGACGGGCUGGUCGGAGGAGAAGAAGGCGUGGUGCUGCGAGAACAAAGAGAAGGGCUGCGAGGACCCCUUCGACUGCGACGCAGGCUUGCCUAAGUGGGAGACGGGGUGGUCGGAGGAGAAGAAGGAGUGGUGCUGCGAGCACGAGAAGAAAGGCUGCGAGGCGCCGACGCCGGCGCCACCGCCGCGGGCGCCAGCACCGCCGCCGCCAGCACCAACGCCGCCGCAGGACUCUCCCGCUUUCAACUGCACCAGCGGCAACUCGUCGAAAUGGUCGGCCAACAAGAAGCUGUGGUGCUACGAGCACUGGGAGGAUCAGCUCAAGUACAUGGUCCACGAUUGCUCGGCCGACUUCGACGAAUGGGAGGACAAGUGGUCGGACGAGAAGAAGUCGUGGUGCUGCGAGAACGUAGAGCGGGGCUGCCCGGACGCGCCUGCGACCACGCUGGCGCCCUACGACUGCUCCGACGGGUGUUGCCUCAACGCGGGCCGGGGCUGCCCGCAGGAGAGCAACGCGACGAGCUCGGAGAAGGGCAACGGCAGCACGCCGGGCGGCAAAACGGGCGCAGACGCCGGUCGGCAGGGACAGCCUGCGGCGGACACUGGGAGCAAGGCCUUUUUCCACGGCCAUGGCUCUGAUCGGGACGCCUGCGGGACCUCGAAACAGGACCUGCGUACCAAAGCAGCCCUCUGCGUGGAUCUCUGGCACACAGAAAAGUACACCAGAGUUGCACCGUGA